Darwinula stevensoni is the source of this 724-nucleotide messenger RNA. Lineage: Eukaryota; Metazoa; Arthropoda; Ostracoda; Podocopida; Darwinulidae. The record is from the annotation of a GenBank genome assembly.
AUGGGCGCGUGCAAAAGCUGGAAGAUGCUGGAGCUGUAUCACAUGUCCACCUGCCCAUACUGCCGGAGCGUCCGUCUCCUGGCAAAGGACAUCGGCGUUGAGUUCCAGCUCAAGGAUAUCAUCACCUUCAAGGGCGAACAUCUCACGCCCGAAUACCUCAAGGUGAACCCGCAGCACACAGUACCGACCCUGGCCGAAGGGGACUGCCGAGCAAUCAUGCGUUACCUGAUGGGGAAAUUCUGCCCCGAUUCCCCGUUGUAUCCGAAGGACUUGAAGGUCCGAGCCAUGGUCGACCAUCGAUUGGACUUCGAUAUCGGGACCCUCAGUUCCCGGUUCGGUCAGCUGGUGCUGCCGGUACUGUACAAGGGGGCGAAGUCCAUGGACCCCGAGAAAAAGAAGUCCUUCGAAGAGGCCCUGCAGUGGUUGGACUCCUUCAUCGAGUCCUCGGGAGGAUGCUGCGCCGCGGAUCACCUCACCAUCGCCGAUUAUGCCAUCUUCACCGUGGUGGACAACGUCGAGGCCAUGGAGGUGGUGGACCUGUCGGCUUUCGAGAACAUCGUGAAAUGGAUGAAGAAAUGCAGGGCGGAGAUGAAGGGAUACGAGGAGAUCGAGGAGAAGCUCCUGCCGGAGAUCAAGGAACGAUUCCUCUCCAAACUCGGCUGAAGCGACCGAUUCACAUCCCCGAAUGUAUCAGAUUAUAUUAUUAAAAGAUGAGAUGGAAAAA